This is a messenger RNA of Columba livia (rock pigeon), 6714 nucleotides long. It is a transcript of the gene TPRN, whose product is annotated as taperin. The record is from RefSeq and is a predicted model, not a curated record. Gene Ontology annotation, molecular function: phosphatase binding. The transcript has 4 exons. The coding region runs from base 1265 to 3940 and encodes 891 amino acids. NCBI's taxonomy places the organism in Eukaryota, Metazoa, Chordata, Aves, Columbiformes, Columbidae.
GGGCACCGGCUGCGGGCUGGGAGUGGGACGGUGCCGUGUGGAUCUGUGCUUGGGUACAGCGAGUCGUGUAAAUCUUGUGUUACUUCAGCCAAAUCACGAAGCGCUUCCUCCUUCCAUUCAGCUCUGGUUUGCCGGCUUGGGGCAUACAGCACAUCUGGGCAUCGCACAGCCCUGGGACACAGGGAGCUUUGGCAACAAAGUACUAUUUUCGGUCGCUUCAUUUCCAGGUAUCAUUUGAAAAAGGUGCAAUUGCUCUGUCCUGACCUGGGAGUGCAAAGGUAAGAGCCUUAUCAGCAGGAUACGGUGGUCCGGCCGUAAACGCACCUGGAGUGGAUGAAGCCGCUCACAUCCAGGCAGCCCGGGGCGCGGCUGCGGCGAGUGCUGGCCAAAGGUCAUCAACGUCACCGUGUGCCAUGUCCCCUGUGCCUCCCGGGCUGAGGAUUUUGGCACACGGUGCUACUGGAGGUGUGGAAAGUCCCAAUCCUUUCCUGAUUGCAUCUGCUUCCCAAAGGAACAGGUUGGCGGUUGAUAACAGGCCCUGCCUGGCAAUAACGCCGUGGCUGUGCUAUUCCCCACGCUUUAGUGCCCAACAAGCAGCCACGGCUGAAGAGCAAAGCUGGUGGGAAAAAUGCUUCUGUGCCAUGGAAACCCCCAGUCCUGCGACAGCCCGACAGGAUGCCCCUCGGUGCCCAGGGCUCGUUCCUUGGCUGCUCAUGCCCAGACACCGGCUGUGCCUCAGGCUGUGGCCAAGAGGACGGGGGUGACACCGAAAGGUGUGUUUUACUCCCCCCAUCCUCGGCUGGCACGCGUGGGCCAGCGCAGGAUGGGUGGAAGGCACAGAGGAGGGCUUUUUGGGUAGAGUCGGCCACCGUGUCUCUUCGCAGGCGGGAGAACUCCCGGGCCUGCCCCAGCCCGGCACACAGUGCCUGGGGCUCGGGUGUGAGGGGCCCCGGGCGGUCUCCGUUCCCUGCCCUGCUCCCUGCCCCUCCAGGCGGGUAGCACCACCCGCACCAAACCCCGACAGCUCCCAGGCGGCCCCGCAGGGCCGAUCUCUGACACCGCCCCGAGCUGCCGGGGAGCUGGGCGGCCGCACGGCCCAGGCAGCGCGUCGGGGACCCGCCUGCGAGCGCCAAACCCCGCGGGGCCGCCCCGGGCCCUGUCAUGGCGCCCGCCCCGCCCCGCCGAGGGCGGCCCGGGGGCGGGACCCGCUCAGGUGCGGCGGGCGGAGGCGGCCGGGCCGCGCAGUGCCCGCUGUGCCGCCGCCAUGAGCAGCGCGGAGCUGCCGCUCGGGGCCGGGCCGCGGGCGCAGCCCGCCUGGAAGCGGGAGAUCCUGGAGCGGAAGCGGGCCAAGCUGGCCGGGGCGGCCGGCGGCGAGCCGGAGCCCCCGGCGGGGGAGCGGCUGGUGGUGGCGGAGAGCCUGGGCCCGCUGCGGGAGAACCCGUUCAUGCGGCUGGAGAGCGAGCGGCGGCGGCUGCGGCAGGGGCUGCCCGGGCACGGCCCCGAGGCGGCGCGGCCGCUGCAGCAGCUGCUGGAGCUGUACAGCGCCGUGCCCGGGAUCCGCACCAUCCGCGCCGACAACAUCCUCAUCAUCGAGUCCCAGCCCGACGCCGCCGCCUGCUUCGCCGAGGGGGACGCGCUGCCCGGGCGCCGCCGGGACCCGGCCGCCGCCUCCUCCCCGCCGCGCCGCCCCGACCCGCUGCGGGAGCUGCUUUCCCGCCGGGGCGCCGCCCUCGCCGAGAUCCGCGCUGACCAGGUCGUCAUCUACGAGGCGGCCGAGCCGCCGGAGCAGCCCGAGGCGGCCGAGCCGGGCACCGUCAGCCGCCUCCUGGAGAAGUUCGGGCAGCGGCCGCGGGGCCGCCGACGCCGCGGCGGGAAGGCGCUGACCGGGCCCGGCGUCGUGCCGGCUGCUCCUCCGCAGGUGGGACCGGGCUCCCCCCGGGCCGGGCCGGCUGCCCCUCCAGCGGCGCCGGGCUCCCCCCGGGCCAGGCCGCCCCCUCCGCAGGUGGUCCCCGGCUCCCCCCGGGCCUCGGCGCCCCUCCAGAGGGUCCCCGGCUCUCCCCGCGCCCUCGCCCCAAAGGCGGGACCGGCAUCUCCCCCGGCGGUGCCGACCACCCCCCCGCCACUGCCGGCUCCCCCCCGGGCUGCCACCCCCCCAGCCGUGCCCGCCGCUCCCAAGCCCGCUGUCCUGCAGCCACCUGCCCCCCGGGCCGCCCCCCCUCAGCCUCUCCCAGCUCCUCCCCAGGCUGUCACCCCUCAGCCCACAGCUCCCCAGCUGUCCCCAGCUCGUCCCCGGGCUGUCACCCCUCAACCCACAGCCCCCCAGGUGUCCCCAGCUCCUUCCCGGGCUGUCACCCCUCAACCCACAGCCCCCCAGGUGUCCCCAGCUCCUUCCCGGGCUGUCACCCCUCAACCCACAGCCCCCCAGGUGUCCCCAGCUCCUCCCCAGGCUGUCACCCCUCAGCCCACAGCUCCCCAGGCAGCCCCGGUUCCCCCCCGGGCCUCAGCCCCCCAGGUGGUCCCAGCCGCCCCCAAGGCUGCAGCCCCCCAGGCCAACUGCUUUCUGCACAAGAUCGGCUCCAACUCCUUCACUGUUACCCCCCGGGGACUCCCCCCUGGCAGCCGUGUCCCCGAGCCCGGUGCUGUCCCCACCGGCCGCCCCGCGCCGCCCAAGGGGCCACCAGUGCCAUCCGCCAGCGCUCCCCAUGCCACAGCCAACGCCAGGAGGCCAAAGCCGGAGGAGGCCACAGCGGCCGUGUCACCCCCACCUAGUGCCAGUCUGGCCCCCAGUGCCACCAGCUCCACCCAGCCGCUCUCCGCCUCAGCCCCCCGGGCCGGGGGCUCCUUCGAAAUCCACCCGGCCCCCAAGCCUGACUUGGCCGCCAUCCCAGCCCACGACCUGCAGGCCCAGGCCCUGGCCAAGCUGCGCCUGAAUUCACGCAAUUCCUUCCUCUUCGUGCCCCGCCGGGAGGGCAGCCCGGCUCUGCCCCCUGCCCAGAGCACCAGCCCCGGGCCACCGCCACCGUCCUCGGAGGAAAAGGCACUGAAGGAGCCCCCGAGGGCUUCCGCCCCGGAGCAGGAAGAGCCUGUCGCUUCCCCACCGGCGCCUCUGGAUCCGUCGGUACCUGUGACUUACAUCGAUGACAUUGUGGUGCCAGACAACGGGGAGCUUUCUCCCGGGGCUGGCUCGGCUGCGAGGACAGGGAGCUUGGCGGAUCAGCCUGGAGGAGCCGGCCCUGACCUGGAGAUGGAGUUUUCCUCCGUGCCCACCUACAGACCGCACUCUGCCCCUCUUCAGCGGGGAGGCAGCACCUUCACUGUUGUGCCCAAAAGGAAGCCCGUUGCCUCGGGACUGCAGACUCUCACUGCUGCCAGCGGAAGGGAGGAAGAAGAGGAGGAGGAGGAGAGCAAAGGAAAAGGCAAAGCUGUGGAGAAUGCCGAUGGGCCCCAAGUGGGGGUGUCCCAUAAAAAGCGCUACCCCACGGUGAAUGAGAUCGAAGUGAUCGGGGGGUACCUGUCCCUGGAGAGGUCCUGCAUGAGCAAGACAGGCUCCCGCCGCAAGAAGAUGAAGAUCUCCUUCAAUGAGACAAGUUUGCAAACCAUGUUUGAAUACCCAUCAGAGAGCUCACUGGCAGAAGAAGAAGAGGAGGAGGAGGAGGAAGGACAUGCUUCUGAAACAGAGGAGGACAAGUCUCGCACCUUUUACAUUCCGCGCCCAAAUAGCACUUUGCAUCCCAGUACACCUAACUCGGAUUUAUCCAGCUACACCCCAAAGCACUCCGUGAAGUUCAGCACGUGGCAGGAGCAGAAGUAUGAGGAGAUACCCACCGCAGAGGGACCUCUCGCAAAGGAAGCUGAUUCCCACGGGACCCAAGUCAUGCUCACCCCCGCAGAGAAGGGCGGGCUCUCGGAUUUCAGCAGCGAGCCCGCUCUGUAUUUUUGAUCGCUCCAUCUCCCAGCCUGCAGCAGCAGCUGCUGGACAAAGCGCGUCAGUGCAGCUUCCAACGUCCCUUCAAGCGCCACGAAACGAGCUUCUGGGUCCCUCCGUCACCACCGUUUUCGCUGGAUCCUGAUGCCAAGGGUGGACUAGAUGCUAUUGGGUGACUUCAGAGAAUAUUUGCACUGGACUCUGGGACCUAAUUACUACUUUUAAGGUGUAUGAUUUAUUCUACCUGUGGCCUUGCAUAUUCCUUGUUCAAGAUCAGCUGCCGAUGAGGCAAAUAUCUUAAGAACCGAUCUGUAAUCCCAGGAUGGAUGUAGAUUCUCUCAGUGCUUACCCAAGUCUGCACAUCCAGGCACGGGGUGGGGUCUGGACGGGUUUUGUGACACUUCUCCCACCAGCGGCCCCAGUGGAGAGCGGUUCUGGAGCUGGAGCACUGGGAGCUCGGGGCAGCUCGCGGGGUUUGGCAGAUACACUGGGUGUCAGUUCGGAAAACCGUUGGAGGUUCGUGGUUUGUUCUGCGUCGAGUUUCACUGAACCAUCAUGGAAUUAAUGUGCCAGUUACGUUCUUGUGAAGGAAGCUGAAUGCACUGUGUGAGGAAUAGGAAGGGGAAUUAAUGUCUUUAGCUUUAGGUGUCAUUUUUGCACUGAUCUAUGAAGAAGUAUCCAGACUGGCUUGAGCCUCUGCAGUAUUCCCAAACAUUGGCCAUAGCUUUGAUCUGUUGAUACCACUCAGGCAUCCAGCCUCUGUAACAGCUGAUGUGCUUCAUUUUCCUCUUGUUGCUUUGCUCCAGCAUCUGACAGGGCCAGGCCCAAGAUUUAUCUGUCUUGGUUGGUGGGGAGGCUUCUUUCCAGCCCUGCCUGCUCUGCUCCUCCAGCGCAAAGCACAGGAGGGCCACUUCACUCCUUUAUUCCGCAGAACUUGAACAAGGAAUAUGUUUUGUUUUGUUUUUCUAGGAUUUUUAUAGUUCUAUUUUAAUUGUUUAAUGCAGCCAAUAUGCAAAAGAAUCCGCUAGACUCUUCCAUUUAAGUUUUCUACUACUGUAAACUCAGGGUCAAAAUUGCACUCUGGAACAGAUGGAACACUGCUGCUAAUGUGAUUUGUACUUCUGGGAUUAAAACAGAUGCAGGUGGAAUAGAUCUGGCCUCUCUGGGCUUUAUGGAAUGAGUGGCACCCCAGCGUGUGGCUCUAGCCCAAGGAACAGGCUGGUAUCUUUGAUUAAAUUGGAUACGUUUGUUGGAUUUUCUGUUGUAUAUAGAUGAAGGUCUAUUCAAGGUGAUGCAGGUCUGCGAACUGAAAACGCUUUGCACACCUUGCACUUGUUUUGUGUUUAUUGUAUUUGCAGCAGCAGGAGGGAGUUCCACUGAAAAAUACGGUCAGGACUAAACGUUAGGACAUACCUACUUGUAGCUGUUCUCUUUUGCCCUCGGUGCCUAAAUAUUUCUGGCAAAAAAAAUGAGCUACUCAGCAGUUUGGAUGUUGGCUGAAGAGGCCACAAAGGAAGAUUUUUUCCACCUCCUUGCACUUCUAAGGCUUUUCUUGUUCAAGCUCACUCGAGAUCUGCUCCUAGGAGCAGCACGGGGCUGGCAGCACAUCUGCCUGGGACACAACACAAGUGCCGUGGAAACAGUGGGGAAUCCCAUGUGUUGGGGCUUCUCCCGUUAAGGAAAUACGUCAGGACAAGAUGCCGAGACAGGUAGAACGAAGAAACACACAGGACCGCUAGUGACUGGCGGGUUUAAGGGAUGGGUAGGUCACAGCGUGUGGAGUUAAACACAGCAGCACACACAGCCGGGAGCCGAGCUCAGCGCCGAAGGUCAGGGGCUAUCUGAAGAAAAGGUUGUGCGCAGCUUUCCCAGAAGAAAAGGUCCCCGUGAGCAUCUCACACUAUGGAAAAGCUCAGGCCAGUUUACGACAGCUCUGUCUCUAGAUUUACAACUUAACUGCAGGUGGUAAAACAAAAGCUGCUUGUGGUUAAAGUCAGGGACAAAGUGCCUGGACUAGUCCUGACUUGGUUCUGCUACGGAUCAGUGAGGAAAGCUAAAGCCAGCGAUAUCCUGCAGCUCGCUCCACUGACAUGCUGCUCUGGUCCUGUGUGUGCUGCUCUCUGUGCCCACGACGUCUGCGGUGAGGAAGGGGCAGCGGAGCCGUGCAGUGAGAGUGCUGCUGCAGAGAGCACACGGUGCUGCCAUCGCUCUGCUCCUCCAGUCCGCCUGCUCUGCUGCGAUUUGUACCUCACCAACUGCUGCCUUCACGCCUCACGGCUUUGUAUUAUAAUCUAGUCCCUGUCUGUACCAGGUGAGCUCCUGCUCUCGGCAGAGCAAGGUGAAGGCUGUUUUGAGGGCAGCACCGUUAGCUGGUAAGUCACCUCCUGGGAUACGCUUCAGUAUCCCUGUGCUCAAAAUAAAGGGCUAUUUUCCUUAUAGAUGACUCCCUGAUCUCUGGUAUUUGAGGAACAACUUUAGUAGAUUUCUGACUAAUACCAAAGUGCAUCUGGAAGGAAAAUUUACUUCUGAAAAAAAAACAAAACACAACAAACCUUUAUUAAAUGUGGCAUCAUUGUACCAGAACAGCAGCUGUCCCAGACCAACAGGGCUUUUCAGGCUGAAGAAAAGGUUUAGGAAUGCUUUUGUUCACGUGCUUGUUUUUGUUUUGAAGUGCUUUGUGGCUCAGUGGCUUUACCAGCAUUCCCGAUUUCUUCCUUUAAGACAUCCAGCAGUGUCUGAGAACUCUCCAGAAUCUGGGAAAGAAAUAAAAAUAGCUUAUUUUUACAUCA